UCGCAUGAAACGGCUGCUUUAGCGGAAAUUGCUCGCCAGGUGCUAAGACGAGAAUCGCAACAAUUAACUUUUAGAAAAAAAUUAACGUGACUUAAAACGAACUGAAUUUAGCAAAUCAAGUGGAAAAAUAAAAAUCAUUGUUUCAUGUGAAAUAUCGCAUAGAAAAAAGUAGUAAUUAUAAAAGUGCAGCAGCGGCAGGAGCGCUGCAGUAGAGGAAGACUAUCUAACUCUUGAUAGGCCAAAUUAAAGCGCAAGCGUAAAAGCACUUGGAGUGUGACAAUCUCAGCGACAGGCAAGCAAACGGUUAGACGUACGGACAGUCGUUCGCGCGUACGGCUCCUUUCACCUCCGGACUCCCGUCUGCGGGCUGGUUUGCCACAGACAGGCUCUAUGUUGUAGCGUUGUGUCGGCUAACAGUUUUUCGGUGCGUUUGUACAUAAAAAGCAACACAACAAGAGUGAAAUUUUACUCAAUGAAUUGUCAACUAAAAAUAAAAAAAUCCAUUCAAACAUCAGCAAUAAUUUCACGCAUUUGAGGCUGUGUGUAGUGCGUUUACUAAAUAUUACAUCCAUACACGUGUAAAAAAAAAAAAAAAACAAAUAGAAAAUAACAAAAAGUGGAAAUAAAAAUACAAAGGAAUAAGGAUCUGUUAAAGGUGUGUACGCUCUUUGGCUCAGCUAAAUGUGUAAAUACAUAAACUUAUACAAAUACAUUACUCGCGUGUAGAUAAUAUUUAAGUGUUAAAAAAUUAUAAAAAAACAAAAAAUCAAGAAAUAAAAAGUUGAUAAUAAAAUUGAGUCGUAUUAAAGUGCAAAAUCACCUGAUAAUACAAGGCUUACUUAAACAGUAAGCGCAGGAAAAUCGUUUAGAUACUUGGGCAGUUUAUGAUACCCUGACAGCAAUGAUUACCGAUCGCAACAAAUUCAAUUUUGUUACGAUAUGUAUCGGCUUAAGCCUCCUGCUCACCAAUGCGAGCGUGGCGUCGACGCAAGCAACAAGCAAUACGCAGCAGGAGACUAAUCAACAGCAGCUAGAGCAAGCAGUUCAAAAUCAGCCGGCAAUUGCUGCGAUAUCUGUGGCGCAAAACGAAGAUGCGAGUACAAAUGCGAUUUUAAAUGAGCCUGGAAAUGGAGUAGGCACAGUGCACGCAUUCAGUCCGCGCUUGGAUUACAGCAACGAAUGGCGUCCCGUGGGUCGUGGUGAUCCGCUGAAAAACGAUCCGACAUUCGACUACAGCCCGCCAACGCUCGAGCAUGUACGCUACUGGGCGGAGACAACAAAAGAUAGUAGCAAGGAAGAGAGCAGCAAUGGCAAGCAGGAGGCGAAUAGUGUGCGUUUUGCGCAUCCCAGCAAGAAAGACAUUAUGCUGCUUGGCAUGCCCAAUGAGAAUGUGCGUGCAAGCAGUGGUGCGCAUGCAUCAAAAACACCCCACCAAUACGAAAAUAUGGGCCAGCACGCCUUGCCGCCACACCAGCAUCAACAGCCCUUCCAUCAACCUUACGGUGGUAGCAUGAAAAACGCUAAAGGUGAAACGCCACUACUGCAACCGAAAUACACCUCUGUGCGUCGCAGCUAUUAUGCGCAGCAGCUGCCCACACGCCUGAUGCCGCCACCAAUGCAAGCAAACUCACCGCCACUCAACACAUUCAAUGUGCCCAUGAAACCAUCGCAAGCGGCGCAAGUGCACACCGAGUAUCGUCAUGGCAUGUCUGCAAUGCCGCCACAUGUCUCCAACAUGCCCAGCAUGGCAACCGUGUCGCAUAUGAAGCCGGCGGCGCAGCAUCAUCCCAGCAUGUCAACACCUUCGUCCUCAACAUGGAUGUACAGUUCACCGCCUGCCGCUAUGCAGCAUCACCACUAUGCGAUGUCAAGUGGCGCCGGACCUUUUAUGUCAACAGCUUCACAACCGACGCGUAUGCCGCACGUUUCGCAUGCUUACGACUCACAUCCGCAGGAUUCGCAUCACUACUUCAGCUACACGCGUCCCAACCCGAAUAGUAUGGCCGCGCAUCUGUCGCAAGAGCCGCACUCGCCAAAUUCCUUGCGACACAGCGGCAAUAGCCAUAAACAAAGCGGUGCAGGACGAAAGCCAUGGUUGCAUGAGCUAUUGCAAAAGGAAGUUGUGAAGACAUCUUCCAAGCCUAGUUACUCCACAGCGCCCAACAAGUUUGCCUAUGAGACUACCAAACCAAUCUAUGAACGCAUGCCGUCCAUGAACUCUCUGGGCAGUGGCUUCACUCCAAUCACGCCAGUUACUUUCGUUUCCGGGCCGCCAACCAUCGCAACAGCGGCCGCGACGAUGACCACAACGACGACAACUACAACACGUGCGCCAUCACCGCCUUCCGUUGCGUUCACUCCGAGCGCUUUUUAUCCAACUACGAGUACUACUACGGCACGACCGACUACCAGCAGCACCACAGCGCGUGCCAUUUACACCACACCCACUACGGCCCCGACAACACCACGUACGCCUAGCUCUACGACAACGUCCCGCCUACUAAUACCGACAACAAGCAAUUUGGCUUACAGACCGACUGUUGCGCCAAUGCAAAUGACUACAGACUCGUUAUUCUCACACUACAAGCAACCGGAAGCGCCGCUUCGGGGUCCAAUGUAUCUGAUCAUUGAAGGUCAUUCGAAAGUGAAGAAAUACGGUAAGAAUGGCAUCAACCUGAAUCUGCCGAAGAUAGUGCCCGUAAUACCGAAACGUGAGCCAGUUGUACGUAUCGCCGAACCGGGUGAUGAAAAACGUGGUACACCCGAGACAUUCCAAGUGGAACACCUGCAUGUGAAGACAUCAACGUCUAUGCCGACGACCACGACAACGACAGCUAGAACUGUAACGACUCCGAAACCUGCGACGACCGCGAAGCCUGUGCCCACUACGACAGCUAAGCCUGCACCGAUUUCAAAGAAGGUAUCAACAGUUCUGAAGUCUGCGAUGCCAGCAAACCUUACCGCAGCAACGAAGUCCGCCAAAGAGACAACUCAAAAACCAACAGCAACUUCCACAACAACAACCGCACGCCCUGCAGCCACCACUGUCGCUCCUAAGGCCGCAACCACCACAUCCGCUACAGCUAAAGCAACCACGGAACUUACUAUGAAGGCAGCCGCAGCAAAGCCGACGCAAAAUGAGCCACUAAUCAAACUCGAGCUGCCUAAUGAUCCGCCAACUGGCAUGCAGGGUCUUCUCAGUCUGCUUGACUCAUCGUUGAGUGGAUUCUUUGCAGAGCAAGAGCAACCAUUACAUAUGCCGCCAGCAGCUGCGCAGCUAAGCGAAACAAAGCAGGCGACUAGCGCGCAGAUUUAUGUGACCACACCGAGUACAGUGUUGCAGCCAGUGAACACCACACAUUCAGCGGUCCCACCCGUCAAUGCCGAUGCACGCGUUGGCAGCAAUGCCAACCGCAUUAUGGCCGCCGCCGCAGCCGCGAUGGACGUGGAUCAAUCGGGGUCAGCAGAGUUCAGCCACACCACAGAUGUGCCGCCGCGUGAGGUGCGCCAGGUAUUCGAUUAUGAUCAGCGUCCAGAAUCACGACUCAAGGAUUUCGUAAUUGAAAGCAUUGGUGGCGAGGGCGAUGAGGGCGCGUCAGCUUUCUACGAAGACGAAGAAUUCGAGGAGUAUGACGACGACGCAGAGGACGUUGGCAGUCAACAGCCGAUCAAGCGCAUUGAUAAGUUUGUUGAUUUUGGCGGCGAUGAGGGUGAAUUUGUAGGCGACUAUGAAAAUGUGGCAUUAGAGGAAUUGGGUUUGGGUGAUGCUGUGCCGGUGGCGAAGACAGCAGCAGCGUCAGCGACGGCGUAAUUGCACAUGUUGACAGGCGAUAAGAAGCUCUGUUGGCCACAACAAAUGCGGCUAAUGCUGAUCUUCCUGACCUUUGUCCACUUGCGCGAAACGAAAACCAACAAAGUCAUUGCGCGCGCUUGCGCAGUUGGAUGCUUUGCGCUCAGCUCAACAACAAUCAGUCAUUCAAACGUACAGCCAACACACAAUUUUAAUUUAUUGCCAGUUGGCACUCAAACGCGCAGCUGCAAUAAACAAUUUAUACUUAACUACAACAACGUACUGCUCUACACCAAAUCUACUUUUUAAAACUCGUAUUUUAGAAAUGCAACUUUUUGCUUAGUGUCUUCGUUUUGUCUUCUGAUUAAAUCUUUUAACUUAAAUGUGUGUAAAUACUACAGCUUUAUUUAUGUAUUGUAUUUGUAUUUGUAUUUAUUUAUUUAUGGCUUUUUUUGUGGCAAAGAUUUAUUCACUUACUACGCUUAGGUUUCGUCACGAUUAUUUUGUGAUUCAAUAUUUAUUUAAAUGUCUGCUUAGAUUUUAAGUUUAUUUACUUUAUAUUCUAUGCUGUCGACUUUAAAUGUAAGAUUUUUA
Messenger RNA from Rhagoletis zephyria (snowberry fruit fly), 4384 nucleotides. RefSeq names its product mucin-5AC. The record is from RefSeq and is a predicted model, not a curated record. NCBI's taxonomy places the organism in Eukaryota, Metazoa, Arthropoda, Insecta, Diptera, Tephritidae.